Messenger RNA from Caenorhabditis auriculariae, 8315 nucleotides. The record is from the annotation of a GenBank genome assembly. Lineage: Eukaryota; Metazoa; Nematoda; Chromadorea; Rhabditida; Rhabditidae.
AUGGAAAUGCUGUCUAUUGGCAGCAUCGGACAAAAUUGGUGUCCUUUCCAUUCGCUCAGACUCGUUGAUCUCCGUCAUGCCCAUGCUUAUCAGUUUUUUGUCACUCAGCCAUAUGCAAACGUGUUCUUCGUGUUCGUCAUCUCUUGUCGCGUUCAUCGGAAAAUGUAACAGGAAAGAAAAAAACGCGAAACGGUUUUCUAGUUUUAAAGUCUUCCAAAUUUUUAUAAUAGGUAAAGUCGGAAGGACCCUUUACGGCUUCCUUUGAGCGUCCGUAGGGACCGCAAAGCCACGCCCCUUUUCGCGAUAGAAAAAGUGGCUUUUUUUUGGUUUUCAACUUUCAUUUUGCUGUAGUUGCAAAAUAUGUAGAUCUGGAUAAUAAAUUUUGACACACAUAUACAGAAAAGCUUCCUCUUUCGUUUAAAAAAUAUUUCACGCAUUCCACAUUUUUCGUCAUAACUUUUUUCAUCCUCAAUCUUUUUCGAAAAACCAAACAGUUCUGAGUUUUGAAUCGAAACAGCUAUCAAACCAUACAAAGCUCAAUGCUGAAAAAAAUUUUCUGAAAAUUCGUCUGCGGUCCCUAAGCGUCCGUUAUGGAUGCGAAGGUUUCCAUUAGUUUUUCCUAAAUGGGUGGAACGGAUUGGGAAGACAGCCCUUGGCAUUUCAGCCAAGCCAAGCCAUUCAGAAAUGAAAAAAGAGCAUUUACGUGAUCUUUGGCAACUACGUGGCGAUAACACCAAGAACUAAUCAUUUUUCAAUUUUGUAAAUUUUUACUUUUAUUUUUCUGCAAGUUUGGGUUAUAUAGACUUAAUAGACAUUUCAGCAGGGAGUUUUCACUGAAACCGAGUAGUAAUUGAUUUUUUGACAAGUUAAAAUAAGGUAGAUUUUCAAUCUCAGAAGAUUUAUUUGGGCGAAAAAUUUUUUUUUUUCUUUGAAAUUUUUUAAAGACGACAUUUCCCAUUUCGUGCACACGUUUUAUACAUUGCUCAGAACAAGCGUUCCCAGAUUUUUGGAAUCAAUUUGCCAUUUUGUCCAUCUGACUAUUUGAAAAAGUCAUUUCUACGUUGUGGCAAGGCAGCCUCCACCUUUGUCCGUGACUUCAUAACCUUUCGGUCAAAAUUAAUUCACUCUGAAUGAUUUCUAUCAAUCACCUUGAUUCCAGUUCAUUUUUCGAAUUUUCUACGAUUCUCAAACCAUUAGUAAAAUCAUUUUGUUAGUUCCGGUGAGACCAACUCUCGCUAAGUUGGUUGUUUUUCGGCAUGUCUUACUCUCUCCUCUUUCAGAAAAAAAAAAACGUAUUUUUUAAUUCCCUAGAAUUUUUAUCUGUUUCGAUUUGACUCCCUCUGAAUAUAAAUUAUUCCAGGUAUGCAAAUAUGAGAACGAGUUUGAAUAGAAAGUUGAUCUCGUUCCGGAGACGAUUUCUCCCGUCGACAAGAGUCUUGCUCCUGACGGUUAUGGCGUUUGGCCUGACCGCCAUGGUUGCUCGAUAUCAUCGACUUUCGGUUUGUUUUUUUCCUUCUCUCAUUUGGUAAAAAAAUUUAAAAAAAUAUAAAAAAAUAAAUAUAGGACUCCAAGGUCCGCCAAAAUUUCAAAAAAAGUUGAUAAUGAAGGAUGCAUGCUGUCAAAUAUGUUUUUAACAGUUGGUAGUUCUCCAGGUGCUCACAUAAAGAAUAUAUAUUAUGUUCAAAAAUUAAGUUCGUCAAAAUAUAGUCAAUGUUUCCCGACUUGAAAGGCGAGGGAGGUGGGGCAAGGGGCGGGACGCGUAGCGUGUGCGUACGCGGCUCUGGCGCCAGUUCAAUUCAAUCGCCGCCGACUAUUUAAAAAGCUCGGCAACCGCUUUUUUUCCAAUGUUUUCUACUAUUUUUGAUCCAGACAUGAACAUAACCAUAUAAAUAAUUGAAAAAGAAAUGAAAAGAGCGAUAAAUAAGCUCUCAGAAUGCUCGCUGGCGGUUUAAUUGAACUCGUGCCAAGAACCGCGUAUGCACACGCUACGCGUCCCGCCCCUGCUCCGCCUCCCUCGUCUUUCAAGUCGGGAAACAUUGAAAAACUUCAUCGAAACUCGUGAACGUUGCAUGAAAAUGACACCCAAAACGCACUUUUUUGAAAUUCAUGUUCGCUUUCAAACUUUGACUGACAACGAUUAGACAAAGUGAAACAAAUAUAUGAGCCACUUCUCUAUCUUUUGGAAGUCAGAACUCGAAAAAUGAGGUUUGGACAAAAAAGUAAACUCUAAAAAAAAAUUUUAAAAAAUGAAUAGCGUAUGUAAUUCUACGAGGGAGUGCAUGCGGAGCGAACAAUUUUGCGCGUCGCAACGAUGGUACGACAAAAUCUCAAGUCCGCAAAUCUCGAGGACCGUAAUCUUGUGUACACAGAUCUAAAGUCCCAUAAUCUUGGAGACCAAAAUCUUGGAGACCAAAAUCUUGGAAACCACAAACUUGGAAAGUAAAAAUCAACGCUUUUGCGAAUAGAUUUUAUCAGAAAUUGUAUUCGGUGAUCCAAACAAGAGAAUAUAAGUAGAUAAAGUGCAAUAAAGAAGACUAAAAAGGAAGAUUUCUGCUUUCCAAGAUUGUGGUUUCCAAGAUUUUGGUCUCCAAGAUUUUGGUUUCCAAGAUUAUGGGACUUUAGAUCUGCGUACACAAGAUUACGGUCCUCGAGAUUUGCGGACUUGAGAUUUUGUCGUACCAUCGUCGCAACGCUUUUCGGAGUUAUUACAAAAACAGUUUGAAUUUUUUGACAUUUUUCUGUUGAAUUUUCCACAAUUCAUGUUUUUAUUGAAUCUCGUUGGCUCACUUUAUAGGUUGCAUUCAUUUGUUUCAUUGUUCUUUUGUUUUCGAAAAAUCGUUGGCGGUCCACAUAUUUGAAUAAAUGUUUUUUUGUUGAAAAGUUGGGGCGAAUCGAUAGCUAGAAAAUGUAUCACAAAUGGCUUUGACAAACAAAUGUCGCAUACGUUAUCAAAAUUUCAUGCUAUCUGCAUUUGGUCGAUAAAAUGUGCCCUUUUCAGAAAGAGUUUUCGGAGAGACACGAACUUCAAAAUCUGGAUCACGCAAUCAACGAAGACCGCAUAGAUGUUAAAAAGUUGCAAGAAAAUGAGGUUUCAAAGUUUUGAACGAUUCCCAUUUUGCCGAUUCGUAGAGAGAAGAAUACCGUGCACCUUCCUGCAAAUGGAAAGAUGAACCUCCCGAAGAAGCUCUCACUCAUUUUAAUGUACCUUUUCCGAUUUUUAUAAUAUUGAACCCAAAGUGUUCAGACUUUCGAUAUGUACAAGGAAUCCGUUGCUCGGCAAAUAUUAAACGAAAGUUCCAUCAAGCCGGAAAGAGGCAAGCCCAAAUCAAGUGAGAAGCCUAAAUUGCGCGUCUUCGUUCUUCCCUUCACGCACGUUGAUCCAGGUUCCAACUUUUUCUGCUUUUCCUUAUAGAAACUUUUUAAGGAUGGCUGAAAACGUUCAAAGCCUAUACGGAUAAUACAAACCAGAUUCUCGACAAUAUGCACACUUUCAUGUCGAAAAACCCCAAAAUGAAGUUCAUGUGGGCCGAGUUUGUUUUCUUCGAGCGCUGGUGGUCAAAACAAAACGAAUCGGUCAGGACGGACGUGAGAAGGUGAGGAAACUUGACACAUGGGAAAAUCCUUUUUUGUUACUUUCCAGUAAAAAGUAGACUGUUACCAGAUUUAAUUGCAGUUGCAGAUGAUAAUCCUUGCAGAUUCGUGACAGAAGGCCGUCUGGAGUUGGCCUCCGGCUCGUGGGUCAUGACCGACGAGGCCAACGCCUAUUUUCCAGUCUCCGUGGACAACAUCGUCGAAGGCCAUCAAUACCUUCAUCAGCAUUUCGGUUCGGACUUGCGUUGAUCCUUGUCUUGAUUUCAUUUCCAGGUGUUCAACCGUCAACGAUCUGGUCAAACGACCCAUUUGGAUACUCCAACUCAGUUCCCUACCUUUUCAGUAAAACAGGUUUUCGAAAUCCGAGUUCUGAAAUUAUUUUCUGAUGAAAAGGUAUCAAACGAAAUGUCAUCAACCGUAUCCAUCACUCGCUGAAACAAGACCUUCAAAGGUUGAAAGGGAUUCCUUUCAAUUGGCGUCAGUAUUUUGGUUUGGGAGGUGGUCUCAUUGAGUUGAUCAUGGAAAAGUUGAAGAUAAGAGCGGCGAAUUCGACGUCCUGACGCAGGUUCUACCGUAUACUCACUACGAUAUUCUGAACUCUUGCGGACCUAAUGCAGCGCAUUGCUGCGAGUUCGACUUCAAGGUUCAAUACUUUGCUACUUGAGAACUCUAGAGUGGUCCCUAUAUGGGCAACCUUAGGGCCCUUGAGAGGGACCCCUCUAGAAACCACUUUUCCAAUCCCUAUAGAGGCCAUUAAAGCUUGCAUUUUACCAAUCCACCUAGGGACCCCUAACGCUUGCAAAAGUGGUCCCUAUAGGGGUUUUAGAGCCUCUUUACCAACCCCUAUAGAGGCCAUUAAAGCUUGCAAAAGCGGUCCCUAAAAGGGUUUGAGUUCGUGGCCCCUUUAAGGGACAUGCUAGUCGAUAAUUGUUAUGAGCUCUAAGCGAAGAAUUGGAAAAACAAGCGUUUCCGUUGAGUGGAAUUGAAAGACCCCUAUAGGGUCUACUUGAGCUUUAGGGGCUAAGUGGUCAGAUCCUACGCCCCUAUAUGGACUACCUAAAUUUUACCCCUAUAAGGACAACUUUUUCGGCCCCUGUAGGGAUUUUUUCCUCUCUAACCCUAUAGGGACCACUCUGGAAUUCCUAAGAUUCGCAACAUUACAGAGAAUGACACAUUGGAGCUGUCCAGGUCCGAAACCGGUCCCUAUAACUAAGGAGAAUGUCGCUCAAAAGUUUGGGUCUUUUUAUUCCAAGAAAAAUAAACGACUGUCUAGAGCGGCAACUCUGCUCGGCGAGCUCGAAACGAUGAGCAAGAUGUACGAGGCGCCGGUGCUUCUGAUGAUGCACGGGGACGACUUCCGAUUCGACAUGAUCGAGGAGUGGCAUCAGCAUCACGACAACUUCCUGCCCCUCUUCGAAGAAAUCAACAAAGGCGAUCGAGCUGAAAUUUCGUUUGUUCCCGAUCCGGGUGUUGUGAAAUAGACGGCCUUUCAAGAUUCGGCACUUUUACCGACUACUUCAACGCUUUGGAGUCCUACUACAAGACUGAGGAAUUCAAGCCGCCGACUCUUUCCGGAGAUUUCUUCCCUUAUCAGUACUUAUCAAGCUGAUUUUUCUGAAUGCUUCUCAUCUUCAGAUGCGCCCUGGGCGACUACUGGACUGGCUACUACACCACUCGACCAUUUUACAAGCGUCAAGGCCGCUAUCUUCAUGUUUGUUUUGAGGAACUUGAGAUACAGGCCGUUUCUAUUCCAGUAUCUCAUCCGCUCAGCAGAUCUUCUUGUGGCCGAUGCCCGUCUCCGUCUCUCGGCCGAGCAAAUUGCCGCCGUCGACGAAAAGUUGCAGGAUUCUCGUCGCACUCUGGCUCUUUUCCAGCACCACGACGCCAUAACGGGUAGGGCUAAGAUUUGUCCCAGAGAGAAUCCGUUUCUUCUGUAGGAACCAGCAAGAAAAGCGUGAUGGCAGACUACUCGGAGCUUUUGUUCGAGGCGACAAAAAGCUCACAAGAAGUUAUUCAGACGGCUUCCAACAAAAUCCUCAACAUGGAUACGAAAUCGGUGAGAAAACUUUCAAAAACGAGAUUUGAAGCCGUACAGAUUUCUUCUCCUGCCUCUGCGAGUGAAACCGUCGCCCAAGAAGUGGUCAACAUCCAAAACGGCCAAGAAGUGUUCGUGUGACUAUCAUCGACUUCUAUUCCCUGGAUCUUUCUUCAGAUCUGUGAACGUUUACAACAGCUUACCGUAUGUGAUAGAAGACGUGGUUACGGUUCGCGUGAGCGCUUCUCGAGUCGUCAUCGUGGAGAAAUCCUCGAGUCAACUCCUCAAGGCUCAGAUCGAGCCCGUCGUUGUCAAAGGAGUCGUCGACAAAGAUUCGUAUUUGGUCAGUGUACUCUUGUUACUUGCAUCCAUACAGCUGAUUCACGGCUGGCUUGAGCCAUCGUAAAAAGGGUCCUGACACGAUAAUGCUCGAGACAGCGCCUGGCUCGUGGAGAGCGCAGACAGGCCACGCCCCUUAGAGUCCCAAGCUGGCCGUGAAUCGUCUACACUUUCUCUUGGUUUCUGAAAGAUCGCAAAAAAUGCCGAACAGAAAAAAAAAAGUGGUGCUCUCCCUAAAAAAGAGAAAACUCAUCAAGUUUUGUUAGGAUAUUUAUCCUAAAGUUUUUGCUCUAAUAGUUUUCGAUUGAUUUUUUUUUUCUGCUUGAUCGUUCAAAACGACGCCACGCGACACAUACUCAAAAAUAUUGAAUACUAAUAUUUUAGAACUUUUUUCGGCGAUCAUGGGAUAAAUAACAGCUAGAAAAUAGUUUCAUUCUUAAUAAACAAUCAAUUUCGCUAUUUGCGCACGUGUGCACUGCGUACAAAACAUUUUAUUUUCCGCCGCUGCGGUGGGCGUGGCGUCGAUUUGUUCCAGCCUCUCUUUUCACUAAAAAAUCCUCAGAGUGAAAAAGCAUAUUUUAAUAAUCUAAAUAAUUCAGCUGGCGUUUCGAGCCAGACUCUCUCCACUCACAUUCACCAAGUUUAUACUUCGCGGAGAGAAAAACAACGAGCAUACGGUAACCGCUUCGGUGUCUACGGUCGCUAGUCAAUAUGAGCAGCUCCACGCUGUUCCCAUGCUCCCAAAGUCAGUUGACAUCCAAAAAACUCGAUAAAAUUGCGCUCAGAUCUUUCGAAAUUGAUCAGAUCUCUUCGGAUGAUUUCCGUCUCAAAACAGAUCAAUUGAGCACUAGACAUGAUCCCUUGACAGGACUCUUGAAGGUUGUUUGUAUCAUCCUUUCUUAAUCAGAGCAAGAAGUUCAGGAAGUCUCGAGCGUAAACGGAGGAAAUUAUGCUGUCAAUAAUUCUUUCGUCGAGUACCUGAGCGCCUCUGGUGGAGCAUAUUUAAUGCGUGUACCACCGAGUCCGCGGGUCUGUUUCGUGUCUCAGAAAGAAAAAAGACUUGAAUUCCGUUUAGCCUCUGUUUUCGAGUGAUUUGAUGCGCUUCUUGGUCCGGGGACCGAUCCAGCAGACUGUCCACGUUUUCCAUGAGAAUAUUCAUCAGAAACUGACCGUCAAAAACGUUGCAGGCAUAAUUUUCUUUGUUUGAACCUCUACGAAAAAUAUUUCCAGGUGUUCUUGGAGCGCAACUGAACAUGGAUCUUCGUGUUGAUAUCACCAAGAAAAGGAACGUGGAAGUGAUGAUGCGACUUCAGACUGACAUGAAACAAACCUCGACCUAUUCAGAUAGUGUCGGUUUGCAGGUGUGUGAUUUGAUAAUCUCGCAUAUUCAAAUCUGAUCUCAGUUGCUCCGAAGGGAGUCCUACUCGACGCUCGCCGUCGCGGCCAACUACUAUCCGAUGCCUUCGGCUGCAGUCGUCGAAAAUAGCCGCAACCGCAUGACCGUAGCUUCCAACGUCGAGCACGGCAUGAUGGUCAUCGACGGCGGAGUCGAGAUCGCCAUUGGUUCAAUCUUUGUUCUCCGUUCUAGUUGAUAUAGUGUACGUUUAUAGACCGAAUGUUGAAUCAAGACGAUGGGAAAGGGCUUGGAAGCGACUCAGACUCCCUGCCCACCGAUCUGAAACCUGUUGAUAUGCGUUUUUCCAUUUUAUUCGAGCAGAUCACGCCCACAGAAAAGGUUCCCACAGAUUCUCUGUACAAAGUAUCGAGUGUUCCAGAAAACUCCUCAUUACACUUCCCAUACAGCUGCUGGUCAUCUCUCAGUUCAGGAUGUCCUGUAUCCGCCUUUGGUUCUUAUUGGGAAAGGUUCCGUAGAAACUGGUUUCCAAUUGAUCGAAAACCCUUGUAGAAUCUUCGGAAAUGGAUUCUCGAGCUGCCAUGUCAUCAUUGCCCUGUGACUUCCAGCUUCUCACUUUGCGUCAGAUCAACAACAAAGAACGUCUUCUGAUUAUGUUCCGUCAUCCUGUUGUUUGCUCCAAUACUCCUGUCAUUUGUGGCUCUGACAUGCAGGUUUGUUCACUUUUUCCAGUCAUAGGAGAUCAAGAAAAUCAAACACAAUAACCUUAUUAUGUUAAAUUUUUUCUCUCAGUGAUAAUCGAAUCAAUACUUAGAGUAAAUGCAAAAGUGAUUUCAGAAGCCGUUGGUCUCGUAUCUGAAGUACUUGGGAGCUAAGACGGCUCAAAUAACGAAUUUGAACGGUUUGAAACGCAUCGGGUCUCCCCUUUCAGUAGACUCUUUUCCUGACUUUGAAGUCAAGUCUUUCGACUUUUUCACACUUAUAAUCAGUCCUUGA